AAAUUAAUGAUAAAAGAAAAGUGAAAAAUCGAAAACCCAGAUAGCAUAAACCUUAUCGAUUUCUCAUUUUGAUAGUCAUCACCACAUCGUUUUAGCCAUCGAAAAACCGACGAUAUCUCCAUAACAAAGCAAACAAAAAAUGGCAAUGAUGCUUUCCUCCCAAACCGGCGCAGUCCUCCGCGCCCCAUUCCUCCCCUCCCACUCUAACCUCUCCCGCCGCCUUCCUCUCACCGCCACCACCACCACCACCACCACCCUUUGUCUGCCAUCACAAAACCCCCUAUCUCUCGCUCUCAAGUUCCCUAAACCAUCACUGUCUUCGACUAUCACCCCCAAACAACGUAUCCAUAGGGUUCACCUCUCCCCCCAAUCCACACAAAUCCCUACCGAGUCACAACCCCAGCUCAUCGGGUCAACUCGAACCGUCGCUACUAUCCUAACCCUAGCUCUCUCUCUCUCACGCAUCUUCGUCACUUCAAUCCAAAAAUUCGUUCUUUCACAUAAUCUUUUCCCCACUCCUGAUCAACUCGUGGCGAUUCGUGCUUUACAAAGCAACCUGGUUCACUCAGUGGGCCCCUUUUUCUUCGCGGCGCUUAAGGACCGUCCUACCGGGUAUUUAAACACCCCAUUGACGGUGGUUGCGGCCGGUUUGGCUAAAUGGCUCGAUAUAUAUAGUGGGGUUUUGAUGGUCAGGGUUUUGCUUAGUUGGUUCCCUAACAUUCCUUGGGACCGUCAGCCCUUAUCAGCUAUAAGGGACUUGUGUGAUCCUUAUUUAAACUUGUUUAGAAAUAUAAUUCCUCCAAUCUUCGAUACUCUUGAUGUUAGCCCGCUUUUAGCUUUCGCGGUUUUGGGCACACUCGGUUCCAUUCUUAACAGCAGCAGAGGAAUGUACUGAAGAGGAAUCGCUUUGCCAACCAAUUUUACUGAGGUUAGGAACAUUCUCAAAAUUGAAGCAUUGAACAUCAACAGAUGCUUCAACUUUCCUCUUUGCUAUACUUGGAAAGCAGCUGCUAUGCCAAAAAGUUGCAUAUGUGUGGAUUGGAGAACUUUGGCACAUUUUUUUGGAUUUUGUUUUGUAAAAUUAGCACAGUAAAUGUAGAAAUUUGAAUUGUUUCAAAAAGAUUUAGUGAAAUAGCAUAAACUAUGUUGCACUUUAGAAUAACAAUAUUUAGUAAAUGUUGUAUUUUUGAAGUGUGACAAACUCCUAGUUCUAUAUUGAAAUCUCCAGGGUUAGGAACAUUCUCAAAAUUGAAGCAUUGAACAUCAACAGAUGCUUCAACUUUCCUCUUUGCUAUACUUGGAAAGCAGCUGCUAUGCCAAAAAGUUGCAUAUGUGUGGAUUGGAGAACUUUGGCGCAUUAUUUUGGAUUUUGUUUUGUAAAAUUAGCAUAGUGAACGUAGAAAUUUGAAUUGUUUUAAAAAAGAUUUUGGUGAAAUAUCACAAUUUGACUAUGUCGCACUUUAAAAUAUUGACAUUUAGUAAAUGUUGUAUUUUUGAAACGUGACAUGAUCAAACUCCAAAUCUUCUGCCUCAA
Molecule: messenger RNA, 1534 nt
Organism: Populus trichocarpa (black cottonwood)
Lineage: Eukaryota; Viridiplantae; Streptophyta; Magnoliopsida; Malpighiales; Salicaceae
Product: ylmG homolog protein 1-2, chloroplastic
Exons: 2
Coding region: 140-895 (251 amino acids)
Biological process (GO): chloroplast fission
Cellular component (GO): membrane
Source: RefSeq, a predicted model, not a curated record